Messenger RNA from Parasteatoda tepidariorum (common house spider), 4387 nucleotides. RefSeq names its product protein Skeletor, isoforms B/C. Lineage: Eukaryota; Metazoa; Arthropoda; Arachnida; Araneae; Theridiidae. The record is from RefSeq and is a predicted model, not a curated record.
CCAAUCGAAUUUUGUUACCAAAAAAAAGAAGAAGAAAAAAAGAUACUUUGAUAGCUUCUCACUGUCCUUCCCCCCUGAAGCGAUAUUCACAGCUCGAUUAUUAUUUCUCGCGCUUUCUGAGAAGUGAUUAUAGUGAAGAGAUCGAAAGGUAAAAAGAAGUUCUCCUUUUUUCUUUUCUGGGUCAUCAUACCUGAUGCUUCCAGGUCAGCGACUCUCUUAUUCUAUAUGGGUUUCUGUGCUGACCAUCUUUCUCUACACAAUCCUUUGGCCAUGCUCGCUGAGUGGUUGCAACUGAUCACCGCUGCCGCCGUGUUUCUGGUGUGUUCGCAUGCAGCGACUCCUUACUAUGGUACCGAAAUAGGACCCUUCAAACACUAUGCCCAUGAUGUUCAGGGAACAGUAUACGCUGUCGACGAUCGAACUAUAUUCAUAAAGGACUUUUCUUACGAUGGACAAGGACCAGAUGCCUUUUUCUGGGCUGGUUCCACAUCUAAACCGGAUACUUCAGGUUUUAUAAUUCCAGAUGAAAAGGGAAAGAAAACUCCUCUCCUAGAGUACAGACGGACGGAUCUGCUUCUAAGAUUGCCUGCAGGGAAAACAUUACGAAACAUUAAGUGGAUAGCUGUCUGGUGCAGAAAGUUUACAGCAAAUUUUGCUGAUAUCUUCAUACCGUCUGAUCUUAAAAUCCCUCAACCUUUGGAGAUCGGUCGAUUGCCGACAAAAGAUCACGGUGUAUCAUCAGGGCCUGUCAUGGUAGUCGACACACAGACUCUUCUAGUUCCAGAUUUCUAUUACGAUGGACUCGGACCAGCUGGUUAUUGGUGGGUUUCGAGAGGAUCUCGUCAACACCCUAGAGGUCUUCGCCUGGCUAAUGAAGAUGGCAGCUUGGCUCCCCUCGCCAAGUACACAGGUCGCACAGUGGUGAUAACACUACCGGACGAGUACACCGUCCAUGACUUUGACUGGUUUGGUGUAUGGUGCGAAGAAGCGCAAGUCGAUUUUGGUAGUGUCGCACUUCCCCACAACAUCGUAGUACCACCUUCACCUAGGACACUGGGGAUUGAACUUGAGUACAAGCUGAAUUGUGAGGUUUUGCGUGACGACCUUGGUUAUGAGGUUAGGUGGAUUAUGGAUGGAGAAGAUAUCGUCAUGCAGCUAGUUGCUAGACUUGAGACCGGUGAUUACAUGUCUUUCGGUCUGAGUAAGAACGAUAGCAGAUCUGAGAUGGUGAAAGCAGACGCCAUUGUUGCCUGGAUAGACAAGAAGAGGAAGGGACACGCCGUCGACUAUUACCUAGAGAGCAAAGAACAAUGUGUUGGACGACGUGGUAGCUGCCCCGAUACUAAAUUCCCUGAUGGUCAGAACAGUGUCACUCUUCUGAAUGCUGCUGCUGUCAACGGUUACACCAUGGUCACAGUGAAGAGACCUCAAGUGGGAUUGGAUGAGAAAUAUGAUCAGCAUAUUUAUUCAGAUGGUCCUCAGGCAAUUAUAUGGGCAAUUGGACCAUUGAAUGACAAAGGGGAAGUUUCUUACCACGGGGCCAUGCGAUCAGAAGGUGACGUCUACAUCGAUUUCGCCCGAUCCCCGCAAUGGAACUGUCCUCAACCUCUUGAGCCAGACACAGAACCUCCACCCACCACUACGACUACUAGAAAGCCGACCAAAAAACCGGAACGAAAACCCACUACCCCCAGCAGCCGAAGUCGUAGACCCCAACAUCAACAAUACGCCAGUAGGACAGCUGCAUCGGAUGUCCGAGUGAGCGAGGCUAAAGUGAGCACUGCCUGGCAUGUCCCACCCAUUGUUUGUCCGGCAGAUAGAACAUUCCGAGCUCAAAUUGGACCAUCUGGCGGUAAAAAGGGGUUUCAAGCUAUAACUGGUCAGGUGGGUUGGGGCCUUGCUUGGUACAUCAAUGGAAUGCUCAUUCCCGAACUAACGGUGGAAAGAGGCAAGACUUACACUUUCAUUGUGGAAGGGGGCGAUGAUCCUGAAAAUCUGGCUCGCACACACCCCCUCUAUAUCACAGACGAUCCUGAAGGAGGAUACGAAUACAAGACCAGCGCCGAGAAAAAGAGAGUAAAAGUUUAUGCUGGCGUUUCGAGCGACAGAAGAGGAAAACACACUCCGUCUGCAAAGGGGCGCAUGUGCGAGUAUAAACUUCCAAAGAACUUAGCAGUUGAUGAUUUUGCAACAUUCGAAUUAUUCCAAGAGAAUUUGGAGCUCAAAUGCGAUCGUGGCAAACAGGGACGUUUGACUUUCAAACCAGACAAGGACACUCCAGAUCUUCUUUAUUACCAGUGUUACACGCACAGACACUUGGGCUGGAAGAUACACGUAGUGGAUUCCUGCCAGGACACCCUACGGCAUGAGGCUAGCAUACAACAUGUGAGGAACAUAACCUACAACUCCUUUGAAAGCGACUACAAGAGAGGAGGGGAGAAAAAGAAACUACCUUCAUAUGCCAAAGAGAGUUGGACGGAGGAAUCAAAAGAGAUUGAAGACGACUUCUUAAACCUACAGCUCAAAACACCAGCUUAUGAAGAACCACAUCAUCGCCCUUCCACACCAGAAACGAAAGAGCGCACUCAAUAUUUCUACACCACUCCCGAGCAGAGAAGUUUGUAUAAGUUCAAAACGACGCGUCCACCUCCGCCACCCACGCAAAGGCCAGUGACAAUGGAAUCAUUCAAUCUCGGUGACGUCAUCCACUCGCCCGGUCCCAGAGGUAAUUAUUUCUACAACAAUCAGCAAGCCCCUUCGAACCAUAAACAGAGGUACCAGUCAGAAGCGAUCAAAGUGAAAGUGUACCAACCACCGCAAAGCUCGGUAGCACCGCAGCAACAGCAGUACAAGCCAAGACCGCAGCACCAUACGCAGCAGGACAUUUUGGGAGCUGUGGACGCUCUCCGGUCGCAAAUAUCCGUCAUACAAAAUGCCCGAAAAGAAAAGCCGCUGAGGGAUGACGAUGUCCGACAUUACCGCACCCAGCAGCGGCAUAAUGGUUACAGAAACGUCACCAGACAGCCACCGCAACAUUCGAAAGAGCAAUCCCUGUCGCAGAUCUUCGCGGUGGCAGGUCGCAACGGACAGAGCGUGAUACCCGUUAUCUUGCAUUCUACUGGGAAAAAUCAACGGCCAUUUGUUCCUCCAAGCCGUCCCCAAACAAGGCGACCCGCAGAAACAAAAUACCACCCUUACGCAGCAGAAGCUUCCUCAUACUUGCCGGUCAUCGUUCAAAGAGAGACUGCGAACAGAUCUCGAGAUGUUCCUCUCGUCCCUGUAGUUCUCGACAAAUCCGAAAGCAGGAAUUUGCACACUCUGCAGCAAGUCCUCUCGAUGCUCAACGCGAAUCCGCAAAGCGUCAAGAUACUCAACUUAAACCAUCAUCGUUCGAGAAUAACCAGAAGUGCUGAUCAUCACCAUGGUCAUGACGGUCACGAUCACGAUGACCACGGCCAUGAGCACGAGGAUCACGAUCAUAAACACGAGGGACACGAAAUGCACCACAAGUCCAAGAAAUCUUUUGGGAUCAACCUCUUUAUGCCUUUUCAGACUCUGGUCAUCGCUUUCAUUGCAUCCGGGUAUUUGAGUCGAAGGCUGGUCUAGAAGACUCGUUUCAUCUUUGCAAUAUAGCCAUAAGUCAUUAUUUGUGUAUUUAUCUGUUGUAUAAAAUAGUGUAAUAUUUUUUUCUGUGAUGUAUAGAGGAUGUUUAUUAUAUCUGAACAGAUACUCAGGGUGUUUAUUGUUUUAUCCAUAUGUACUAUAGAGGAUAAAAUUAGCAGUCGCCGCCUGCUAUACAAAUGGUGGUGAUUAAUAAAAUAACUGCCAGUCACCACUCGAUCAUCAUUUCUUUCUUCAAAAAUGCAAUGCGCAUUUUAAAACUUUUUUUAAUGAGUAUGAAAUUACUAUGAGUAUUUAAUAAUAUUCUGAAAAAUAUUUUAUUUUACGUUUUUUUAAGAAAAUUUUCUUAAUUUUAAAAAUUUCACAAUGUUUACCAGAUUAUGAGGUACAUUUAUAUAGCCAAUAUUAUGCAAUUACUUGCCAAUACUUUUCUUUGUUUCAAAAUUUUCAAUUUUUGAAAAAGUGGCUAUAUGUUUUAAAACGUGAUCACUGUUAAAAAUGCAACUGCUAACCACUAGCCUGUUACAAAAUUGUUUAAUUUUGCACUGCAAUCUGUCCAUCGCACAGGGUUAUUAAAAUGCUUAAAAACUCCAGGAUGUUGGAAAAAAAUAAGCAAGUUUUCAUAACUUCACAUAAUUACAAAUAUAGCUAUUAACAUUUAUCGGUCUGAAAGUAUUUCUUGUUUGCUUCCCAUCUGGUAUAAUUACAAUGAUUAAUUAUUGUUAUAAUCAAUGAUUAAUUACAUCUAAAAUUUAAAAAUACGACA